Stylonychia lemnae is the source of this 3366-nucleotide messenger RNA. Lineage: Eukaryota; Ciliophora; Spirotrichea; Sporadotrichida; Oxytrichidae. The record is from the annotation of a GenBank genome assembly.
AUGGCUAAUAGAACUGAUCCCAGGGCCAAGUAAAUCCAUGGUACUAACCCUUAAUUCUUGAUAGACACUGUGAUGAGGAAAAAUAUCCACAAUGAUCCCUAUUACAAAGAGAAAUGCUUUGCCCUCACAGCUGAAACAUUAGUAGAUAGAGCUAUAGAGUUAAAGUACGUAGGCGGAACAUACGGAGGCAAUAGCAGACCUACCAAGUUCAUGUGUCUCAUUUUGAAAAUGCUCUAGAUUUAGCCAGAUACUGAUAUUGUGCUUGAGUUUAUUAAGAACACUGAUUAUAAGUACAUCAGAUUGCUUGGGGCUUUCUACUGGCGUCUCACAGCAAAGGGAUAAGAUGUGUUUAAAGUUCUUGAGCCAAUAUAUUCUGAUUACAGACGAGUAGCAUUCAGAAAGAAGGAUGGUUAAUUUGAAGCAAUGCACAUUGAUGAAUUCAUUGAUCAUUUAAUAAGAGAUGAAAUUUUUUGUGAUGUCAGCUUCCCAAGAAUUAAUAAACGCCACGUCUAUGAAGAAGAUAACUAACUAGAUCCUCGAGAGAGCGCCUUAAAUAUAGCAGAGCAGGAUGAGGAAUAGGAUGUAGAUGAGUAGAAAUCAGAGGAAGAUAAAAAGUAUAUUGAAUCAGAGGAUGAAAAGUAGCAAUAAGAAAAGGAAUAGAAAAGCAGAAGUGGAAGAGCUGAUAUUGAUGAUUGGAAUAAGGGUAAAGCAACAGAUUAAGUAAUUGAGAGAAGAGAUGGAAGAGAUCCUAAGUAAAGAAUUACCUCUAAAUACAGAUCUUCUUCUUCAUCUUCGCAAUCCCCCUCAUACUCUCGGUCUUACUCUUCAUCUUCAAGAGACAGAGAAAGGAAAGAUAAAAGGAGAUCAAGAUCUCAUAGUUCUUCUGACUCUAGAUCUCGUAGCAAAGAUAGAAAAAGAGAUCAUAAAAGAGACCAUAAGUCUUACAAAGAGGACUACAAAAGAGAUGAAAAAAGAAUUGGUAAAAAUAGAGAAGAUAGCAAAGAUAGACAUAGACGAAUUUGGGGCAUUGUUACACAGAUAAGGCAGCAAUCUGAACCAGAGAGAGCAAUGCUAGAGAUGACUAAGAGUCAUGGAUACCCAGUUUGGAAAAAGUUUAUAGACACUCCUGAUGGUUACAUAUUAUAAAUAUUCAGAAUCCCUGGACCACAAGGUGAAUCCUUGUCAUAAGCCAUGAUCAAUGCACAGACAAGAGAGCCAGUGCUAAUGCUUCAUGGAAUCAUGUCAUCAAGUGAGGGUUUCGUUAUUAAUGGCCCAAAAAUUGCUCCAGCAUAUUAAUUGGUUGAUACAGGUAGGUAUGAUGUGUGGCUUUUGAAUGUAAGAGGAAAUUCUUAUUCUAAAAAUCAUAACUUCUACGAAGCUAUAUCAGACUAUGAAUUCUGGGAUUUCAGCUUUGAGCAAAUGGGUGAUAUUGAUCUUCCAACAGCUAUCGACUACAUCUUAAGAGUCACAAAAAAAACUCAACUAAGUCUAGUAGGCUUUUCUCAGGGCACCACAAUUGGCCUUUAUUCUUUGAUUAAUUAAAAGGCCAGAUUACAGGGCAAGAUCAGGACUUUCCUGACUCUGGCACCAGUAAUAACAAUGAAAUAUUCUACUUAGGACUUUUUGAAGUAGAUGUCGUAUAACACUGCUGUGCCUUUCCUCUUAGAGUAAGGAGGUUAUCUAGAGGUGUUCUCUCAGUCUCAAUCUUCUUCAUUUUAAACAAUUGGCUCAUUAUGCACUGUCCUGCCUUCAAUUUGCACUUCAACUCUGGGUAUAUUUGCUGAUACUAGAAUGGAUUUGGUGAAUCCAGACAAAAUAAGUGUGUAUUUCUAGCGAUUUACUGCUGGCACCAGUUUAAACAAUCUUGUGCAUAUGGGAUAAAUUUUAACUUCAGGAAAAUUCUAGCGAUUUGAUUAUGGAAUGGUAGGAAAUUUUGGUAAAUACGGCUCAACAACGCCCCUUGAGUUGGAUAUUUCGACAAUUGACAUCCCUAUAGCUAUGUUUGUGGGUAAAUUUGAUACCCUAGCUACCCCUCAAGACAAUGCAGAGAAUAAGCUUAAGAUUAAAAAUCUGGUUCACUACAAGGAAUAUGAUUUAGAUCACUUGGCAUUUAUUCUAGCGGCAAAUAUGACAUACUUCUAAGAUGCAGUCAAUGUGCUUGACAAGCAAGCACCUGGUGGAGCAGACCCAGUUAUCAUGAUGGACGACAUCGUAGAGAUGUUGAAGCUUUUAGACUACGAGAAUAAGUUCUGCAGACAAAAGGGAUUCAAACCUUUAUCAAGGACUCAUUUCGCCAUUGCCAGCAGCAAUCCAAGUGAGCAAUUCAUUUACUUCGUCCAACUUGUCUCAUACCUUCUCUCAAUAAACAAUCACCAAGUCACCGGCUGGAAUAAGUACGAUGACCCAAUGACCGCCUCAUAAAACGUCAUCCUUGAAUUGAAAAAGCUAGGCAUUGAGUUAGAUAUGCCUCCUAAUAAGUUGAAGACAGGUUAUGGAGAUGGAGUAUGUGCAGUAUUGUUGAAGCUAUGCAGUGUCUCACUAUAGAAUAAAUUCAAAUUCAAGAAGUUUGUAAUCAAGGAUGAUGCUGCUGGACUUGAAGACGAUGGUGAUGACAUGGGAGAUGAUAUGGAUGGAGGAGCUGAUAUUGCUGAUUUGGCUAACAACCAAAACGACGAUGAUGAUAUUGAAGAAUUUGCAGACUUUGGUUAAGGAGGAGAUGCUUAGGAGGAGAACUUGCAAAAUUAAAUUAUCCAGUCAUCUAUCAGCAGAGAAGAGUGGAUGAUGGAGGUUGAGAGAGUUGCUCAUAAGCUGAAAAUCAGUAACAUCCCAAAUGACGGCAAGGAAUGGAGAAGUCAUUUGGACCAGACCAAGAAGUAUGCUGACCAGGUUAAGCAGAGUCUUCCAGACGUAAGAGUCAAGUUGGAGCGACUCUCAGAUGAAGUCAGCAAAGCACUAGAAAGAAUCUCAAAGAAAGAAGGUGUCCUAUCAAAGAGCUUCCAAGGAAUGACUGGCGACUAUAGGGCUCACUCUGAGCAUCUUAAAUAAAUUCAAAGCAGUUUCGCCACUGUCAGCAAAAAUGUUGCAGAUAUGGAGGCUGAACUUAGUGAAGUCAAUGACAGGCUUUCCUAGGUAGAGAAGAAAAUCGAGGAUACAGGAAAAUCAUUCAGCGAUAACAGUCCUCUCCAAAAAAUUAAAAAGUCAAUAGCCCAAGUCAAGCAGGACAUUAAAUCUAUCGAUAUAAGAAUUGGUGUUGUCUCAAACACUCUCUUGCAACUUAAACUCAAAGAGAGAACCAAGGCCCAAGAAGACUCCAAGGGAAUGUCUAAAAUGGUAUUGGAAAACGAAGAAUACGACAUCGAGCUCUGA